Artibeus jamaicensis (Jamaican fruit-eating bat) is the source of this 5710-nucleotide messenger RNA. RefSeq names its product polypeptide N-acetylgalactosaminyltransferase 10 (gene GALNT10). The record is from RefSeq and is a predicted model, not a curated record. Gene Ontology annotation, cellular component: Golgi apparatus. The transcript has 12 exons. The coding region runs from base 130 to 1941 and encodes 603 amino acids. NCBI's taxonomy places the organism in Eukaryota, Metazoa, Chordata, Mammalia, Chiroptera, Phyllostomidae.
GCCGGCGCCGCGGCAGCUUCUCGUCGCCGAGCUGCUGCCGCCUCCGAGCGGACUGGCGGACGGGCGGACGCCCGGAGCUGGGGGCCGCGCGGCGGGACCGGCGCGACGCCGCGGGGCUGACCGGCCCCGAUGAGGCGGAAGGAGAAGCGACUUCUGCAGGCGGUGGCGCUGGUGCUGGCGGCCCUGGUCCUUCUGCCCAACGUGGGACUCUGGGCGCUGUACCGCGAACGGCAGCCCGACGGCACCCCUGGGGAAUCGGGGGCAGCGGGGCCCCCUGCAGCCGGACAGGGAUCACAUAAUCAGCAAAAGAAGAUAUUUUUUGUGGGCGAUGGGCAGAAGCUGAAGGACUGGCAUGACAAAGAAGCCAUCAGAAGGGAUGCUCAGCGUGUAGGAAAUGGAGAACAAGGGAGACCUUACCCCAUGACCGAUGCUGAGAGAGUGGAUCAGGCGUACCGAGAAAAUGGAUUUAACAUCUACGUCAGUGAUAAAAUCUCCCUGAAUCGCUCUCUCCCUGAUAUUCGGCACCCAAACUGCAACAGAAAACGCUACCUGGAGGUGCUCCCCAACACCAGCAUCAUCAUCCCCUUCCACAAUGAGGGCUGGUCCUCACUGCUCCGCACCGUCCACAGCGUGCUGAACCGCUCACCCCCGGAGCUGAUUGCCGAGAUUGUGCUGGUUGACGACUUCAGUGACCGAGAGCACCUGAAAAAGCCACUUGAAGACUAUAUGGCCCAUUUCCCCAGCGUGAGGAUUCUCCGAACCAAGAAACGGGAAGGGCUGAUACGGACCCGGAUGCUGGGGGCCUCGGCAGCAGUCGGGGAUGUCAUCACAUUCUUGGACUCACACUGCGAAGCCAAUGUCAAUUGGCUCCCUCCCUUGCUUGACCGCAUCGCUCGGAACCGCAAGACCAUCGUGUGCCCCAUGAUUGAUGUGAUUGACCACGAUGACUUCCGGUAUGAGACGCAGGCGGGGGAUGCCAUGCGGGGCGCCUUUGACUGGGAGAUGUACUAUAAGCGGAUCCCCAUCCCUCCAGAACUGCAGAAGGCCGACCCCAGUGACCCAUUUGAGUCUCCCGUGAUGGCCGGUGGGCUCUUCGCCGUGGAUCGGAAGUGGUUCUGGGAGCUGGGCGGGUACGACCCAGGCCUGGAGAUCUGGGGAGGCGAGCAGUAUGAAAUCUCAUUCAAGGUGUGGAUGUGCGGGGGCCGCAUGGAGGACAUCCCCUGCUCCAGGGUGGGACAUAUCUACAGGAAGUAUGUGCCCUACAAAGUCCCUGCUGGAGUCAGCCUGGCCAGGAACCUGAAGCGCGUGGCGGAAGUGUGGAUGGACGAGUACGCGGAGCACAUCUACCAGCGCCGGCCCGAGUACCGCCACCUCUCCGCGGGGGACGUAGCCGCCCAGAAGAAGCUCCGCAGCGCCCUGAACUGCAAGAGUUUCAAGUGGUUUAUGACCAAGAUCGCCUGGGACCUGCCCAAAUUCUACCCGCCCGUGGAGCCCCCGGCCGCAGCGUGGGGGGAGAUCCGCAAUGUGGGCACCGGGCUGUGUGCGGACACGAAGCACGGGGCCCAGGGCUCCCCACUGAGGCUGGAGAGCUGCGUCCGGGGCCGCGGGGAGGCCGCCUGGAACAACAUGCAGGUGUUCACCUUCACCUGGAGAGAGGACGUCCGGCCUGGGGACCCCCAGCACACCAAGAAGGUCUGCUUCGACGCCGUCUCGCACACCAGUCCCGUCACCCUGUAUGACUGCCACAGCAUGAAGGGCAACCAGCUGUGGAAAUACCGAAAAGACAAGACCCUGUACCACCCGGUCAGCGGCAGCUGCAUGGACUGCAGCGAGAGCGACCACAGGAUCUUCAUGAACGCCUGCCGCCCCUCCUCCCCCACCCAGCAGUGGCUGUUUGAACACACCAACUCGACAGUCCUGGAGGAGUUCAACAGAGACUGAGCCCAGGCCUCCACGGCUGGCCUGGCGGGUCCUCCUGCCACUCAUCACAGGACUUCUGUGGGCACCGGGACGGAAGGGUGCUGGCCAAGCGGUUCCGGGCAAAGCCGGCUCUUGAAGCUGCAGCCGGGCGUCUGCCUGGUGUUGGAGGUCCUGAGCUGCGGGGCAGGGUGGGGAGCAGGCCCCACGAGAGGCCCCACGAGGGUGCAGAGCCUACGGUGACCCCUGGUGGCCUUGUGGAAACCCAGGCGGGCCCACUCGAGUUUGUCACCUUGUCCCCUCCAGCGGCCCUAGGCCACCCAGAAAUGAGGCACGUAUAUGGCCGUCCUUUAGAAAGAGAGGCCCGUGUUGCCUGUUUGGGGCCCUGUUAGCUCGUCGCCAUCCGUCUGCAGGGGAAGAGGAGGAAGUGCUGGGGACACCGGUGUCAGCCUGUCAGUGUCUACCUGUCGUGGGGGUAAGUGCAGUUACUACCCAGCUUCUGUCCUCCGUCACAGCCCCAGGGAAUGUCCUCAGAGAGUUGAGUGCUCAGGACCGGCCAGCUGCCGGGCCUGGGGUUCGAAGCUGGACCCUCAGACGUUCCUUUGCAGCCGAGGACGUACAGGGUGUCCCUGCCUGCUCUCCGGGAGCCUGCAAGGCGCGUUCUAGUGCCCUCCAGGCACAAGGCCAGCCCAGCCACCAGCGUUCCCAGGCUGUGUUUCAGGUGGCCAUGGGUGCGUGGAGAGGCCGGUAGAUCUCCAAGCUGGGAAUUCUGGCUGAAUGUCCUUGGCCAGUGCUUCCAUUUCCUUUCCUCUCCCAUCUCUCCCUCUCUCUCCCGCUCCUUGGAGAGAGCAGCAGAGGCGUGAAGUGCUCUCCUCACGAAGUCUGGAGGCCACCAGGGUUGUCCAUGCCAAGAUGCCUAGUCUCUGCCCUCAUCAUGGUCCUAGUUCUCAUGGCGAACUCUGGAGUUUUUAAAGAAGUCUGUAAUUCGAUCACACACCAGAGUGCCACACAGGAUUCUGGCAUUCUGGCGUUCCACACGGAUUCCUAGAAUGUUGUGGUUAAAGGAGCCAGCCAGGUGUAAUACCAUCCAGUCUGUGAAAUUCAGGUUGGUGGCAUUGGGGACUGUGACCUGAAGCCCUGCAGCCUCCCACCCCCCGAGCCGCAGUGCAGAGCAGAACCAACGCCCCGGGAACAGGUGCACACUCAGCUCCAUGCCAGUCCUUGCUGUCUCCCUUUGCUCAGUUAAUUACACGUCAGGCUCCCCAAGGGCUCCCCACGCUAAUAGGAAGCAUUUCUGUAACCAGCCUGCCACCCACGGAUUCAGAGAUGGGAAUCACGUCCUACAACCUGUGGCUUCCAUCAGCUAGCCCAGGCAAUACUUGAAGUCAAUAUUCCAGUUAGAGUUGGGUCCCUCGAUUGUAUCGUUUGCCAGUUAAAUAACUAAGACAUAAAUCUGGGAAUGGAGCCACAAAUCUGGCUUUGAGAUGCUGGCUGAUCUCAAGGCAUCAGUGAUCUUGGAGAGGGAGGACUAAACAUUCCAGGUCACGACCACCCCAAUUAAGCACGCAGCUGGCAAAGCGUCACUUCUCCCCCCACCUCCCCUUCCCUACAAGCCCAGCUCUGGCUACCUCUCUGCAGGAGAGGCUGCCCCUGUAUUUGCAAAGCUUGCUGGUUGAGCCCUAAUGUCUCUUCCAAACGAGCGUUACAUCUUUAGCAGUGGUCCUGCUCAGGAAGGAGUCCCACGAUGCGGCCCCUUCCAGAAUCUCGAUCUCGGAUCGCAGGAGUGUCUCGCAGUGUGGAGAGCAGAGUUAGGAUGCAUCAUCAGAGAGCAAUGCAGCAUCAUUAAAAUAAAAACUGUGCCUUUUAAAAAGAAAAAAAUGCAGCUGUACAGCCAAUCCCUAAACUUGAACCAUUUCCUAGUGCCUUGCUAGACAAACGUAAAGAGGCAGGGGUGGGGGGAGGGGAGUGUUUGGCGUGGCGUGUGCAGUCCCCAUUGGGUGAGUGUGCGUUUCUUCAUGUCCGAUUUCAAGCAGGAGACGUUGGGCCAAGAGCAGGGUCUGAGUGGGAGGUGUCCCCCAAGGGCAGAGUCCAGAAGUCAUUUCAGUUAGAGUGACACUCCAGGCUGAAAGGACAGCUGGACAGCUUGGGCAGCCUGCAGCCUGGAAGGACUGCAGCAGCCCCUGGGGGAGGGCCCUGUGUGGGGGCCCUGCCUGCAGCGCCCUGACCCGGCCCCCAGACAGACUACAGAGCACUGGCCGCAUUCCCACGCGGUCCUGCUGCAAGUGGGGGGCAGUGUUCUGAGCAUGACCAGGACCGGUGUGGGAAGCGGGAGCAAUCCCAGGCAGUCCCCCGCUUUCUUCUCUCACACCAUUUGGGUCUUCUUUUCAGGCUGGUUCUGCCCCCUCAACAAGGGACGGGCAGGUCCUCCCAGCACCCCAGCCUUUGUCAUUGCUGAGCCCACAUGUGGAGGUGCCGCAGUUGACAAAGUGUAGGAUAGGGACGGCAGGAGGCGAGGUCGUUCAUUGCCUGGCUGACCAACUGGCUGAUUGCAAAUACUGGCCACUCAUUGUCUUGGCCUCAUUUGGGGGAGGGGUUGUUUUGUUUUCUAACUAGCUUCACUAAAGAUUCAGAUUCCUGCUCACACACCCCCAGCCGAUGCCCAAACAGAACAGCCAGCAGGCUGUGGAGAGGCCAUGAGCCAGGUAAGGAGGAGGACAGGGGCCCCUUCCCCUCCAAAACCCUUAUUCUGAGCAUGAGGCCACAAAACAAACGAGGGGCUGCCAUGUGGCCCACCAGCAGCCUUUCCGAAGGGGCCCCAGAAACAUUGUGAAAUGCAGAGAGCAUCUUUCCUGUAAGUGCAAGGCCGCCGUUGGAGGCGGCCGACUGUGCAGGCACGGGUGUGGAAAGCCACCGCACGUUGUGCCUCCAACUGGAGCUUGUCACAACCUUAAAAACAGUCCAGAAACGGCUGGUUCCCCGCUUUAGGGAGCAGUAGCUCAGAGGCGGGAGGGGGUGCACAGGUGGAAGGGAUCUGACGUGAGGGUCAGGGGGGAGAGCAGCUGCAGAAGGUGGAGCGCAUGGAUUCCCAAAGUCCACGUUACACUCCCUUUCCACACCUCCUACCUGCUGAAUUUCCUUUUCUCCCCGAGAAAUCGGUGACCUGCUUGAAAACGGCUCUGUAUUUCUUUCUGCACAUCUCCAUGUCUCCAGUCUCUGGAGUCUUAAGAGCGGCAAAGCACUCUGCAGGUGCAGCUGGGGAAUCUGGAGUCCUUCCUGUAUGACCCCUACUUUGUACACAUUGGGCUGCCUUUUCUAAUUCCUAGGAGACCAUACGUUUGUAAUGUUUUCUGAAGAUUUCCAAGUGUGGGGAAGGGGCAAGGCGUUAGUUUUGUUCUGGAACUCCUUUCUGCUUCCAACUAAUGUUCUCUGUGAAAAUCCAAGUAGUAAUAAUUUAAUUCCCAUUUGAUCUUGAGCCAAGGCCCCCUUCCUCCCUCGGGGUGGGUGUUGGACCUACGUUUCAAUGCACAAGGUCCUUGUUAACAUCUGCUCCCAAAGUGGCUCCGAUCCUGCCGUUCUAGACAACAGGGGCAGGCUCCUGCUCUGUUUGGGCACACGGACGGGUCCCAGGGGCACUACAGGCAGCAGGUAUUUGAGAAGUCAGAUGGGGACUCCAUAGAGAAAGCUCGAGACCGCCAGCCUCUCUUCUCCUGCCUGGAAGAGUAAGCCGCUGUGAAGAACUGACGUACGUGUAUAUUUGUGAUUGUUGUUGAGUAAACCUCCAGACUUUCUUUAA